AUGGCAACCCACAAGCCGCAUUGCGCCAGCCAAUUCGCGCUUCGCGUGCGCGCUAUCGCUACGCGCCCGGGCUUAACACCGCGCGCACCGGAGGCCCUGAUCCUGCCCUUCUCCGCGACAUACUAUGAUCUUGUGUCAGAGAACGAGCCGCCCGCCGCUACCGCGCCGUGCCACUCUCCGUGGGUCGCGGACGUAGACCUCGAGGCACAUUACUUCACAGCCUUUGCGGAGCCACAAUCUGAACCCCCGGCAUAUCCGGGCUACCGCGUCCCGGCUAUCGGGCAGCUACAACUGCUUAUAAAGACGUCCAGCGCGGCAGUGCACGCGUUCGUUGUGCCCUAUGACCUAUCGCAGCUUGCGCCCGGCGCCCGCCUCCUCGCACGCGAGCGCACAUACGUCUCCACAGGCAACGGAGAGUCUCUGCGCUACGCCGUGCAACUGCAAUUCGCGCGCGUCGACGGCUCCUUCUACCUCGCCCGCACCCUCAAGCUAGUCUUCAGCACGGCGCAAGAAACGGACAGUACGCAGCGCACCGAGCGUGCCGACGAGGUCGUGCCUCCGUCUUCGCCGGUGAGCCUCAAGCUCAGCAUGCGCGGCAGCGCUUUGCGGCGCUCCAUCUCUUCCCUGCCUGCGCCGUCGCCCACCGACUCGCCGCGGCAGAGGCGGAGCAGCAUCGAAGCGAGCUCGGAGUGGGCGGCGGUGCGUGCGCAGUGGCGCGCGCGCGCCACAGCGUUUGUCUCGAGAGGCUUUGAGCCGCCCACGUCGCGCCCGGUCUCGCCCAACCCCGUGGCGCCGAGCGCGCGUAGCUUGUUGUCCGCGCUCGCCCCAGAUGCAGAGGAGCGCGCGAGCCAAUCUAGACAGGAAAAGGGGGAGGAGGGCCGCGUGCCUACCGAGAAGCAGAGGCCGCCAGGCCCCAGCCGGACCCCGAGCGUCGCGUCGUCGUCAAGACGCCGGCUUAGCCGCGAGGAGCGCGAAUUGAGCGAGCGGUUACGGGCCAUGGACUUGAGCGAUAAGUGA
Molecule: messenger RNA, 1017 nt
Organism: Cutaneotrichosporon oleaginosum
Lineage: Eukaryota; Fungi; Basidiomycota; Tremellomycetes; Trichosporonales; Trichosporonaceae
Source: RefSeq, a predicted model, not a curated record